CGACGCUGCGGAUAUGAACUGAACAGAAGAGACGCGCACCGCCGUGCUCCUAUAUCCCGAAUAUCCACAGCACACCGCCCCCUUCCUCCUCCUCCUUGUCCUCUCCCAUAAACCCCCCUUUCUCUCCCCUUUACCCACAUUACGGCUAUACACACCCAAAGCCCCCCCACCGACGCCCCCCCUCCUCCUCCUCCUCCCCCUCCCACAUCCCCCCCAUUAAGAGAUGCACACGGAGAGCCGCCACAAGAAAAGGAGGAGCGGCGGCCAGAAGAAGAAGAAGAAGCCGUCGCCCGCCGCCCUGACGCAGGAGGCCGCGGCGCUCUCGCCGGCCAGGGAGGAGGAAGAGGAGGCGUCAGACAUGCCCUCGGUCCAGAUCAAAGCCGAGCCAGAGGAGAUGGAGUGCACGGCCGACGUUGGUGACGAACGUUCCCUGCCGACUAACCCCGACGCGAAGACGGACGCGUGGAGCUACAAGGCCGAGCCGUCCUCGCCGAGUCCGUGCUCGGCCGAGGACCAGACGGAACCGGUGGACCUGUCCCUCCACAAGCCUCGCUCGUCCUCGCUGCCCCCCGCCGCCGUCAACGUGCCCGUCAACCCCGCGCCGGGAAGCGGCCUGGCGCAGCCCGGACUCACGGCCACGCCCGUCACUUCAAACGUGCAGUCCAUAGGAUCCAUGGUUCUUUCGCCGGGCUCCAUUUUGGCCACGCAGGGCGCGGGCGGUCAGCAGAUCCUGCACGUCAUCCACACCAUCCCGUCGGUCAGCAUGCCCAGCAAGGUGGGCCAACUGCAGACCAUUCCCGUGGUGGUGCAGUCCUUACCUGUGGUCUACACCGCCGUGCCCGCGGACGGCGUCGCAACCGCGGCCAUCACCGUGCCCCUCAUCGGCAGCGACGGGCGAUCGGAAGGCUCGGUCCGCAUAAAGCCCGGCUCGACGUCUCCGGUGGAAUAUCACAGCGAAAGCGACGCCGAGAGCGGAACCGAGUCGGGAUCGGCGUCGCUCAGCGCCCAGAGCCUCGACACGGGGUCGGUGUUGGACUUGGAGCAGGUGGAUCCCGACUCCCCGGAUGUGAAGAGGCGGCGCAUCCACAUGUGCGACUACGAAGGCUGCAAAAAAGUUUACACCAAGAGCUCACACCUCAAAGCUCACCGACGGAUACACACAGGCGAAAAGCCGUACCACUGCACCUGGGAGGGCUGCACCUGGCGCUUCGCCCGCUCUGACGAGCUGACUCGGCACUUCCGCAAGCACACGGGCAUCAAGCCCUUCCGCUGCACCGAGUGCGACCGCUCCUUCUCGCGCUCCGACCACCUGUCCCUGCACCGCCGCCGCCACGUCAUGAUGUGAACUCUUUUCAGUUCUUUGGAUUUUAUUCGCAUUUUGAUUUUUUCUUUUUUUUCUUGCCUUCGAAACUUUGCUACUGCAGUUCUACAGCUCGUCUGCGGGAGCGUGAGGCAUUAAUGGAGGUUGAGGAUGUUUUUUUUUGUGUUUUUUUUCCCCCACUCAUCCGUCCAUCCUUCCAUCCCUACAAUCUUUUCCCCAAGCGGUGAAAUCCCACGUCUGGAUUUCUCCUCCUGAACUGGUCCUUCUUUGCUCGAGGGGGUGGCGUUUAGUUUCCAAGACCUGCAAGACGUGUCUCUUGGAUUUUUUUUUUAUCCCCGUUUUCUUUUUCGGACAGGAAUGCACAAUCCUUUUUAACGCAUCUGAGACGUGUUUUCUUCUUUGGGGCGUGGCGUUUAAUUUUUUUUAACGAUCUAAAAGUAGAAGCCCGGACAAGUUCAUUCUAAGACUUCAUCCCAUUUUUUAUUUAUUUUUUUUUGUUUUUAAAUAUGAGGACAUCCCAAACCGUUUAUUGCUUUUGUCCAUCUUUCACUGGAGCAUAGGAGAUAUAAAAAGUUGUUUUUUUUUUGGGUUGUAAAAUUAGACAAUUAGACAAAUUAUUAUUAUUAUUAUUUUUUUUUGCAAUUUCCUAACCCCUUUUAGAUCUUUCAUUGUCGAGCUGUAGCACACGAACAAAACAAAUUCGUCACGGAUUUCAACGCACUCGUCGAGCUUUUUCACCGCAGCACAGCUAAUAUAAGACCCGUUUCAUCAACAGGGCGCGGCAUUUAAUUUUUAAAAUCUAAACGUAGAACUCGAGACAACCAAAUUCUUCGACUUCCUUUUAUUGCUGUUUACGAGGCUGUCUCGCUGCACCACCGGUCACGGGAGACGUUCAUAUCCUCCGCGGGGCGCGGCGUUUAUUUAUUUUUUUUUCCACACGGCUCCAUUUUCUUGCACUUUCGGAACGGAGCUUCCCGACCACGUCGACUUUUUAAAUUCAGCAAAAAAUCGAUGUAACCCAUGUUUUUCAUCUUUGGGGCACGGCGUUUCGUUUAGACUUUCGGACAAGUUAGAUUCCAUUUUUUUUUUUUUUUUUUUUUUUUUUUUUAGCAAUUCCCAAGCCUGUUAGCGGAUUUUUCUCCGGGUGAGGCAAUGUGUGCAACGUUUCAUCUUCGGGGUCCGGCGUUUAAUUUCGCAAUCUCGAAGUAGAAGUCUGAACACCCCCGCUCUCUAUUCGAGAACUGUGAACUUUUUAAAGAAGCGCCACGUCACCUUCGUUUUUUUUGCAUAUCGUCCUCCCGACCACACUUUAUUAUCAUAAAAACAGUAUUUACGUUUUAUUGUUCGGUUCUGUGGUUGUUCUCCCUCCCUUGUGACAGAUAUAGUCUUUUUUUUUUAACAAUUUCCAAUGUUUGGUCACCUUUCAAACGCUGUGAAGACGUCGUCGGAGAAUGAUCUCGGUAGGAAAUACGGGGAGCUUUUUCCGACCUUUUCCGUGCGGUGCCGCAUGUUUUUUUUCUUUCGCGUGUUUGUGCGUCUGCAUGUUUUGCAACAAACACGUCUUAGAAUUUAGAAUUAUUUUUUUUUAGUGUGAUUUAAAGAGUGCGUGUUCUGGGCACCUGGACCUUUUGCCCGUCGAGCCUUAAGAACUGAAGUCGACCCAAGUGGGGAAAAAAAAGACGAAAACUAGAAACCGCCGGUAGCCAGUUUGUCGGAGAAUCCGACGUUUGUUUGCAACGAAUCGUACGAAUUUCCGUUUCUCCAGUUUUAUUGAACACAGCAUAAGCCUGCAUUGUGAAUUCCCAGAUAAAUGAUUUUCUUAUUAAUAACGAUAAACGAGAAGACAGCAGCAUCUUUGAUGGAGAUUUUCCCGGUGGGCUGCAUUUGAGAAAACUGGCAAAUUUCCCGCUUUCCUUGAACUCCUCAGCUGGGAAAACACUUUGGACUGCAGGUUUAUUCUACUCCUGACUCUCAUAUUAAAUAACAAAUAAAAUGCAAACAUUUAUUUCAGCAGCGACCUUCACAUCCGUCUGAAACCUCGGAUACGAGAGCGUGACUACGUUUUAUUGGUAGAAUGAGGCAAAAAAAAAAAAAAUAUCUAUUGUUCUUCACGACUUAUGACCGAUUCUCGUUCGGAGAGAAUUUUGUUUGUGCAUUUCUCGCCUUUUUUUUCUUUUUUUUUUUUUUUUUUUUGCUUCGUCUAAAUACAAAAACAGAAAAAGCACAUCUUUCUAGAGAAGUUUAUGCAUCCUUUUGUAAACAUUAAGGACAAUGACAAAAAAAGAGUUAAAAUAAAGAAUCCAUGUACAUAAAUGUAUAUAAUCAAAAAGUAAAUGUAACGGGUGAAGUUCUAUUUUUAACACUGACUAGAUAAUGUGAACCGCCUCCCCUCCUUCCCUUUUCUUCUACUUUCUUGGUUUUUCUUAUUUUUACACAUUUUUUUGUAGUUUCUUACAAAUAAUAAUAAUGAUGAUAAUAAUAAUAAUAAUAAUAAUAAUAUUGGUCCCACUUGUGUUGUGGUUACUUGUGUUGCAUGGAGAGUCGCCCUCUUGUUUUCCCGAUAGUGACGUUGAUGAGCAUGUCGCUGUGCACGUGUGUGUGCAAAACAUUCGACUUUUACAGAGAUAAAAUGUCUUUUGAGUUUUAUGUCAUCCAUUCCGCACAAAGUCCCGUGUUGACAACGAUGUUGGUUUGAGCGACGAUGACGAGCUAGCACUUAGCAUUUUGACGAUUUGUGUACCGACUUCUCAAAAUUUUUUUUCCAUAUUUUAUAAAAAAAAAACAAAAAACACAUUUGAACAAUUGACUACGUGUUGUGUGAUAUGUUAGUGAUUCAUCGCUCUCCAAAAAGGGAAGUGACAUCAGAUUAUUUUGUAUCGAAUAAGGUUGACUCGUGUUGUGCUCAAGUGACAUAUCUCAAUAAAGCUAACCAUGCGAGCUAGCCUAGCUUCAGCUCAUUUUGAGUUCGACAGUCGGCAAUUUGACGACUUUGGGGAUCAACGUCACAUUUUUUCGACAACACUUUUCACAUUUUAACACAAAACUAAAACGCGCACGCUACAUGCAAACAUGUGAGCAUGAAGCGCUUCAUUAGCCACGUUUGUGGAUGCCAUAUGCUAGCAACAACCACUAAUUUCUAUCAUUUUUUUUGUUUAUGUUGAAAAGCUAAUGAUUUGGAUUAAUUUUGAUCAGAUUUAAAAAAAAAUUUCACCACCUAGCGUGCGUGCCAAUGUUUGAAAUCGUGCACACAUGUUGCUACAAUUGUGUUGCUAGCAAAAGGCCCCAGACAGUCACAGUUUAGCCAUACAUGCUAAACUAUCUUUGUUGAUAAUUUAAUCAAUUUAAAGUAAAAUAGUAUAUAUGUUGUAACCGCCGAAGCACAAAUGGGUCACCACAUUAGCAUAAAAAAAACAAACAAAAAAAACAAUUCUUUUUAGCUUAUGUUAGUGAUAAUUUUCAAUUUUUGGAUGUUUUUCGUGAGCUUGUUUAGCUUGCCUAACUUAUUCUGUAUGUUGAAAAAUAUAUGUAUUAAAAAAAAAAGUUUAACGCCCGCUUUUGGGUCCCAAUUGCGGAUGAGUGCCUCCUAACUCGCCACCAAAAGCCACUUUUAUCUUCUAUUUUUUUUUUCCUCCCUGUUGAAUGCAGUAACCUUUUGUGGGCCAGUACUCUAUUUACUCAGUGCAAUGCAGUUAUUAUGGUUAUAAUGAUUAUAACAUUUAUAAUUUUUCUUUUGUAUUUGUGUACAGAACAAAAAGUUGUAAAGAUGGGCGAGGAAGGAAAAAAAAAGAGAAUGAGCUUUUUGAUACUGUGACUUUACUCUGGUGUUUAAAAGUCCUUUGUUUUUCCUCUUCCGUAUACUUGUGAUGAUUACUUCUCAUCCUCCCUUAUUCUUCUUUUAUAGAAUAAACUUGU
Syngnathoides biaculeatus (alligator pipefish) is the source of this 5233-nucleotide messenger RNA. It is a transcript of the gene klf8, whose product is annotated as Kruppel like factor 8. Gene Ontology annotation, biological process: regulation of transcription by RNA polymerase II. Gene Ontology annotation, molecular function: RNA polymerase II cis-regulatory region sequence-specific DNA binding; DNA-binding transcription factor activity, RNA polymerase II-specific. Bases 224 to 1345 code for a protein of 373 amino acids. The transcript has 7 exons. Lineage: Eukaryota; Metazoa; Chordata; Actinopteri; Syngnathiformes; Syngnathidae. The record is from RefSeq and is a predicted model, not a curated record.